Oncorhynchus nerka (sockeye salmon) is the source of this 6452-nucleotide messenger RNA. Its product is annotated as phosphatidylinositol-3-phosphatase SAC1-B-like. NCBI's taxonomy places the organism in Eukaryota, Metazoa, Chordata, Actinopteri, Salmoniformes, Salmonidae. The transcript is spliced from 18 exons. Gene Ontology annotation, biological process: phosphatidylinositol dephosphorylation. Gene Ontology annotation, molecular function: phosphatidylinositol-4-phosphate phosphatase activity. Gene Ontology annotation, cellular component: endoplasmic reticulum. The record is from RefSeq and is a predicted model, not a curated record. Bases 47 to 1807 code for a protein of 586 amino acids.
ACAAUGUGCACAUUCAUUGACACGUCACUAGGUCAGACCUCUAAAGAUGGCGACCGCCUACGAGAAAUUCAACCUGCACACUACCCCAGAGAAGUUUUACGUUGAGGCUUGUGAUGACGGCUCCAAUGAUGUACUGUCCAUUGACAGGGUGUCCACAGAAAUGAUCCUCACCGUGAGGAAGGACAUUCCUCCCCAUGCGGUCACCAGGCCAAUAUGUGGGAUCAUGGGAACUAUCCGUCUGGUGGCAGGCACGUACCUCAUCGUUGUUACAAAGAAGAAAAAGGUGGGUGACCUGUUGGGCCAUGCUGUGUGGAAGGCUAUGGACUUUGACGUUAUCUCUUACAAGAAGACUGUGCUGCACCUGACAGACAACCAGAUGCAGGACAACAAAGCCUUCCUGUCCAUGAUCAACAGUGUUCUGCUCACAGACGGCUUCUACUUUGCUACAGACUAUGACCUGACCCACACUCUGCAGAGACUUGCCAACACCAGCCCUGAGUUCCAGGAGAUGAGCCUGCUGGAAAGGGCAGAUCAGCGGUUUGUGUGGAAUGGUCACCUGUUGAGAGAAUUCAUGCCACAGCCAGAGCUGCACAGGUUUGCUUUCCCAGUUGUCCACGGCUUCAUCAUUAUGAAGUCCUGCUGCAUCAAUGGGAAGAUCUUUGACUGGAACAUCAUCUCCAGGCGGAGCUGCUUCAGGGCUGGAGUACGUUACUACGUCAGAGGCAUUGACUCAGAGGGACAUGCAGCUAACUUUGUGGAGACAGAGCAGAUUGUCCAGUACAGCGGGGGCAAGGCCUCAUUCGUACAGACCCGAGGCUCCAUCCCCUUCUACUGGUCCCAAAGACCCAACCUCAAGUACAAACCAAAACCUCAGAUCAGCAAAACCAUUGACCAUCUGGAUGGCUUCCAAAGGCAUUUUGACUCGCAGAUCAUCAUUUAUGGAAAGCAAGUGAUUUUAAAUCUGAUCGACCAGAAAGGCUCAGAGAAACAAUUGGAACAGGCCUUUGACAAAAUGGUGUCCAGCUUGGGCAACGGCAUGGUCAAGUACAUAGCGUUUGACUUCCACAAGGAAUGCAGUCGGAUGAGGUGGCAUCGCCUGCAGAUCUUAGUCGAUAUGGUGGCAGAGAUGCAGGACGAGUAUGGGUACUUCCUGGUUGAUGUGGAUGGGAACGUUCUGGUGCAACAGGAAGGGAUGUUCCGCAGUAACUGCAUGGACUGUUUGGACCGUACCAACGUCAUCCAGAGUCUGCUGGCACGACGCUCACUGCAGUCACAGCUGGAGCGACUGGGAGUUCUCCACAUGGGCCAGAGGAUUGAAGAUCAGGCCGACUUCGAGAAGAUCUACAAAAAUGCGUGGGCAGACAAUGCCAAUGCGUGUGCCAAGCAGUAUGCUGGCACAGGGGCCUUGAAGACGGACUUCACAAGAACAGGGAAGAGGACACAAUGGGGGCUGGUGAUGGAUGGAUGGAACUCCAUGAUCAGAUACUACAAGAACAACUUCUCAGACGGCUUCAGACAGGACUCUAUUGAUCUGUUCCUUGGUAACUAUUCCAUUGAUGAGGCAGACAUGACCACACCCCUUCAUGAGACCAAAGACUGGAAGUUCCUCACGUUGCCCAUUAUCAUGGUUGUGGCAUUCUCCAUGUGUAUCAUCUGCCUCCUCAUGGCUGGUGACACGUGGACGGAGACCCUGGCGUAUGUGCUGUUCUGGGGCACAGCUAGCUUCGUGACGGCCGGCGUCAUCCUCUUCAACGGUCGGGAGUUUGUAGACUCGCCCAAGCUGGUCCAGAAGGAGAAGAUGGACUGAAUGUGUGCGUGUGGAAAGCAGCUACGCCCCACAGACUUCUCCUCUUCAUCUCACUCUUCUUCAUCAUCGUACCCUCAGGAUCAGCGGGCCUGGAGCCUGUACUGAUUACUGAGCCAACGGCAUGAGGAAGAGGAGGGUGGGGGUGGGGUGAGAGAAAGGCCAGGUGUAUGAUGUAGGGCUGUGAAGCAUACAGGGACUCGCUCUGCACUGGCCUGCUGCUGUCCACACCACUAAGCACAUUGUUUGGGCUGGGGCUGGGGAAGAUCCCUAACCUUGUCCAUAGACUGACUGUAUAGGCUGAAAACUGUCUGAUUUUAUGAUACAAUACCCCACUACGGUAACACAGUUACCCCGCUGCAAGGAAUGCAUAUGAACGGGCACUGCUGUUGUUGCCAUAGCAACCUUGCCAAGGGAACUACUUUUAAAAAAAAUCUUGCUUUUUUGUUGAUUUGUCACCUAGCUACAUCAUGUCAUAUUUGCUCUGUUGGUUGCCAUAUUGUUUCAGUGUCAUUGCCCCUUAGUGGUCGAUCUGAGCGUAGUGUCUUAGUGUGAUAGCUGACCUAUUGGGUGCCAGUGGCUGUCUGUCGGCCCAGCCCAAGCCAUGAUCCCAAAACUAGGUCACCAAUAGUCAUGGAGAGAAUGUGCUAGCUGGUCAAUUGUUGGUGAGGCAAUGUUCUAGCUGGCCAAUAGGCAGGAAGAGAAUGUGCUAGCUGGCCAGUGGUUGUUGAGAGAAUGUUCUAGCUAGCCAAUAGUUGGGGAGAGAAUGGGCUGAACUGUUUCAAUAGGGAACUUUAGUUAUGGUGUCCCAUCACCAUUAAUGCCAUAACUGCCCAUACUAUUCUCACUCACUGCACUUCUGAGUGCACAGAAACUAAGCGUUUCACAUGAGGAUUGCUUUGAGAGGUGACGAGAAGGAUGUUUGUCUGUGUGGUAUGUCUGGCUGUCAAGUCUUCCCAGGUAUGGAAAGCUUCAUGAAACAGCUGGAAAGACUAACAACCAAAAGGUGUGAGAGAGCAUCAAACUAUAUACUAUAGUGAGUAGGAUCUGUCUUUGACCAGUAGACUGUGAGGCCCAGACCUAGGCUAAUAAUGAAGCAUGGAUUUAAUGGUCCAAAGCAGCCAUUUCUAUCUCAAUAUCAAGUCAUUUCUGGGUAACAAUUAAGUAACUUACUGUUAUUGUUUUCAAUUAAAAUGGUUGUCUAGGAUUGUCUGGGAAUGGUUUUGGGGGAGGGGGAAACUGAACUAGCUGUUAUUGGCAGGGAUGUUUGGAAAUCUUUGUUAUUCAUCUUUUAACUAAUUUUUACCGUCUGGUGAUGUCACCAGCAGGUCAAAACUCCAUCCCACCAAAACAGCCUGAAAGGUCUUUUCAAAUACUAAGAGCAUUAUAAUUUUCACAGUAUUAUUUCCAACCUGGAAAUGUACACUGCUCAAAAAAAUAAAGGGAACACUAAAAUAACACAUCCUAGAUCUGAAUGAAUGAAAUAUUCUCAUUACAUACUUUUUUUCUUUACACAGUUGAAUGGGCUGACAACAAAAUCACACAAAUUAUCAAUUGAAAUCAAAUGUAUCAACCCAUGGAGGUCUGGAUUUGGAGUGACACUCAAAAUUGUGGAAAACCACACUACAGGCUGAUCCAACUUUGAUGUAAUGUCCUUAAAACAAGUCAAAAUGAGGCUCGGUAGUGUGUGUGGCCUCCACGUGCAUGUAUGACCUCCCUACAACGCCUGGGCAUGCUCCUGAUGAGGUGGCGGAUGGUCUCCUGAGGGAUCUCCUCCCAGACCUGGACUAAAGCACCUGCCAACUCCUGGACAGUCUGUGGUGCAACGUGGCGUUGUGGUGGAUGGAGCGAGACAUGAUGUCCCAGAUGUGCUCAAUUGGAUUCAGGUCUGGGGAACGGGCGGGCCAGUCCAUAGCAUCAAUGCCUUCCUCUUGCAGGAACUGUGACACACUCCAGCCACAUGAGGUCUAGCAUUGUCUUGCAUUAGGAGGAACCCAGGGCCAACCGCACCAGCAUAUGGUCUCACAAGGGGUCUGAGGAUCUCAUCUCGGUAUCUAAUGGCAGUCAGGCUACCUCUGGCGAGCACAUGGAGGGCUGCGUGGCCCCCCAAAGAAAUGCCACCCCACACCAUGACUGACCCACCGCCAUACCGGUCAUGCUGGAGGAUGUUGCAGGCAGCAGAACGUUCUCCACGGCAUCUCCAGACUCUGUCACGUCUGUCACGUGCUCAGUGUGAACCUGCUUUCAUCUGUGAAGAGCACAGGGCGCCAGUGGCGAAUUUGCCAAUCUUGGUGUUCUCUGGCAAAUGCCAAACGUCCUGCACGGUGUUGGGCUGUAAGCACAACCCCCACCUGUGGAUGUCGGGCCCUCAUACCACCCUCAUGGAGUCUGUUUCUGACUGUUUGAGCAGACACAUGCACAUUUGUGGCCUGUUGGAGGUUAUUUUGCAGGGCUCUGGCAGUGCUCCUCCUUGCACAAAGGCGGAAGUAGUGGUCCUGCUGCUGGGUUGUUGCCCUCCUCCGGCCUCCUUCACGUCUCCUGAUGUACUGGCCUGUCUCCUGGUAGCGCCUCCAUGGUCUGAACACUAUGCUGACAGACACAGCAAACCUUCUUGCCACAGCUCGCAUUGAUGUCCCAUCCUGGAUGAGCUGCACUAUCUGAGCCACUUGUGUGGGUUGUAGAUUCCGUCUCAUGCUACCACUAGAGUGAAUGCACUGCCAGCAUUCAAAAGUGACCAAAACAUCAGCCAGGAAGCAUAGGAACUGAGAAGUGGUCUGUGGUCACCACCUGCAGAACCACUCCUUUAUUGGGGGUGUCUUGCUAAUUGCCUAUCAUUUCUACCUGUUGUCUAUUCCAUUUGCACAACAGCAUGUGAAAUUUAUUGUGAAUCAGUGUUGCUUCCUCAGUGGACAGUUUGAUUUCACAGAAGUGUGAUUGACUUGGAGUUACAUUGUGUUGUUUAAGUGUUUCCUUUAUUUUUUUGAGCAGUGUAUAUAAAACACGGGAAAAUCUAGUUUUUGACUGAACUGGGCAUUUUAAACAAAGUCUCAUGGGACAUUGGCGAUUUUAAAUGCCACUUGUCCUCUAUGACGAUUUCUAAGUGUUUUAGUGUGUCUCUGGAUGGGAAUGUGAACUGUUGCUCUCUCUUACACAAUCUUUCUCUAUAUUAUUUAUCCUUUGAUUAUUGGCUGUUCUGUAGCACCAGCCCCAAGUCAAAUUCUGCUUCUUUAUAUUUAGUAGCAGGAUUGGGUCCAAUUCCAUUUGAAUUCAGUCAAUUUAGGAAUUAAGUUCCAAUUCACAACAUUCUCAUUGAAAAGCAUUGAGGUCAUGUUUAAUUGGAAUGGGAAUGUCAGUUUACCUCCUGAAUUGAAAUGAAAUUGAGCCCAACCCUGGUGUAUAGUGUACAUAAUCAUUACAGGAUCACACUUACCUUACCUGCUGCCAGAGUGGCACCUGCUGAUCUGAGAAUGUUAAGAAAAAAGUAUGUAAUAUAUAUAUAUAUAUAUAUGUAUGUCCUAUAACUUUAAAUGUAGUGGUCCAAUAAUACAUUGGUGUAUGGUUACUAUGAUAAAGCAUAACCCAAGGUACACAUCGGCUUUGGACAACAGUGCAUUAGUAGUUUAUGUGUCGGGGGGGCUAGGGUCAGUUUGUUAUAUCUGGAGUACUUCUGUCCUAUUCGGUGUCCUGUGUGAAUCUAAGUGUGCGUUCUCUAAUUCUCUCCUUCUCUCUUUCUUUCUCUCUCUCGGAGGACCUGAGCCCUAGGACCAUGCCCCAGGACUACCUGACAUGAUGACUCCUUGCUGUCCCCAGUCCACCUGGCCGUGCUGCUGCUCCAGUUUCAACUUCCACCUGACCGUGCUGCUGCUCCAGUUUCAACUGUUCUACCUUAUUAUUAUUCGACCAUGCUGGUAAUUUAUGAACAUUUGAACAUCUUGGCCAUGUUCUGUUAUAAUCUCCACCCGGCACAGCCAGAAGAGGACUGGCCACCCCACAUAGCCUGGUUCCACUCUAGGUUUCUUCCUAGGUUUUGGCCUUUCUAGGGAGUUUUUCCUAGCCACCUGCUUCUACACCUGCAUUGCUUGCUGUUUGGGGUUUUAGGCUGGGUUUCUGUACAGCACUUUGAGAUAUCAGCUGAUGUAUGAAGGGCUAUAUAAAUCAAUUUGAUUUGAUUUUGGAACUAGAUGUUCAUACUAUAGUUUGAGGACGUGCAUGUCCAGCCUGCUUUAGCUGUAAUUCCUAUCAUCUAUAUUAAGGUUUGUUUUAGAGUGAACAUUGUGGAAGAAAUAACAAUAGGGUAUUUCUGAUUUAAAUUUUUAAUCCAUUUGAAAACAUUUCUAAAAAGCUGUUUUCGCUUUGUCAUUAUGGGGUGAUGUGUGCAGAUUGAUGAGGGGAAAAAAUGUAUUUAUUUAAUCAUUUUAGAAUAAUGCUGUAAUGUAACAAAAUGUGGAAAAAGGGAAGGGGUCUGAAUCCUUUCUGAAUGCACUGUAGACCAAGGUUAGUUUUAGAGCUAAAAUGGUUUGGAAGAAAUGGUUUUUGAGCCCUGUUUAUACCUGGUUUAUUCCUGUCUCCUGAUCUUGUGCACAUUCUGAGUUUGCCCACAUUUUCAGUAAUCUGUCUUCACAUGGUAUUAAAAUGUGUCUCUUAUCCA